Molecule: messenger RNA, 156 nt
Organism: Racocetra fulgida
Lineage: Eukaryota; Fungi; Glomeromycota; Glomeromycetes; Diversisporales; Gigasporaceae
Source: the annotation of a GenBank genome assembly
AUGUCAACCUUUCGAAUAUUAAAAACUACUGCUCAUGUAAUAAAUGACAUCGAUACCAAUCAAUCUGUGACAAAUUAUAGCAAUUAUUGGGAUGCCACCCUGGUGUUCCAUGAGGAAAAAGUAGUAGAUAUUGGAGUGGCUCAUAUUGAGAGCUGA